AUGGGAGUCCUGCGUCAAGCGCGGACGCUGGAAGGCAAGUCACACCUCGAGGAUCUGCGAGAAGAAAAUGUUCACGACCGCCUGGACGAUACAGUUGAUAUCGUGACACUGCAUACAAGUGAACUGCAGAAAACUUUGCAAGACACAAAAAGGAAAAACUGCGAUUUGGAAGGAAGCCUGUCAGCCGCAAAGAAGUUAAAGAGAGCUUUAAGAAAACCAAGGCAGCUAGAAACAAAACUUUCCACCUUGACCAGAAAUUUGACAUUUCUAAACGAAGACCAAAAAAGUGAGCAUGCUCUUGUGCUUAUGAAAGAAUAUGUUCAAGGUGGAAAACACCUCACUUACGUCAGCCUGGAAAUCUUCAACUUGGUUUCUUGUUGUGAGGAGAUAUUUAAAGCGUUCUCAGAAGAAGAGGACAUUUGUCUUUUGAAGAGCCCAAUGAAGACCGUGAGGCGAAUCAUUGAGCAAUCUGUUCCUGUUCCCCGUGUUGCGUGCAGCAAAAACCCAGAUAUAAUGCGCAGGUUGUUCGAGCGUUUCUUCGUAAUGCGCCUGCGCAUUUACUUGCAUUGGCUAAGUCUGCCGGAAGAGUCAGAUGAUGGCUAUAGUAGUAAAACGGUCGCCGAUACCAACCUGCAGUGA
Ixodes scapularis (black-legged tick) is the source of this 639-nucleotide messenger RNA. RefSeq lists its product as uncharacterized. The transcript is spliced from 3 exons. NCBI's taxonomy places the organism in Eukaryota, Metazoa, Arthropoda, Arachnida, Ixodida, Ixodidae. The coding region runs from base 1 to 639 and encodes 212 amino acids. The record is from RefSeq and is a predicted model, not a curated record.